AUGGCUGAGGAAAACGCAGAUGCAUCACCAAGACAAGCUUCCCCUGCAUCUUUUCCUGGAGUGGCAGAGAUUAUAGAGAGUGUGGAGAUGUUGAGGAAACAAGUUACUGAUGGAUUAAAGGACAUAAGCGAGAAGCUCGAUGCACAAGAUAAAAGAAUCAGAGCUGUUAAAGCAUUUGUGAAGAAUGCACAAAGUAUACCUGAUAUGGAUGAUGAGUGGAGAGGUAAUGAUGUUGGUUAUGAUUUCAGUUUUGAUAGGGCUGGAAAAGAUCAAAGAGCAGACACUACUGGUAAAAGAGCAGGGGACACUACUGGUAAAAGAGCAGGGGACACUGCUGGUAAAAGAGCAGACACUGCUAGUAAAGGAGCAGAAGAAGAAGCAGGGAGUGUUGCUAAAGAAGCAGAAGAAGAAGCAGAGACUGUUGGUAAAGAAGCUGAAGCAGGUAAAGGAGCAGAAGCAAGUAACAAAGAAGCUGAACCAAGUGUGAUGGAAAUUGAAUUAGAGGGUGAGACUGAUGAGGUUGGUUGUGAAGAAAUUGAGCGUACUUCUAGUGUGGUGGUGAAGAGAGGAAAUCAGAAACUGAAAAUUUUAUCAUCUAAGAAGAAGAGGAUUUGA
Molecule: messenger RNA, 615 nt
Organism: Arabis nemorensis
Lineage: Eukaryota; Viridiplantae; Streptophyta; Magnoliopsida; Brassicales; Brassicaceae
Source: the annotation of a GenBank genome assembly